This is a messenger RNA of Phyllostomus discolor (pale spear-nosed bat), 1744 nucleotides long. RefSeq names its product ring finger protein 183 (gene RNF183). Bases 485 to 1057 code for a protein of 190 amino acids. Gene Ontology annotation, molecular function: ubiquitin protein ligase activity. The record is from RefSeq and is a predicted model, not a curated record. Gene Ontology annotation, biological process: protein ubiquitination. Lineage: Eukaryota; Metazoa; Chordata; Mammalia; Chiroptera; Phyllostomidae. The transcript has 2 exons.
UUUUGGUUGUAGGGGCUCAGAGUAGGGAAGUGUCUCUCUGGUCUGAGAGGCAGGCCUAGUGUGAGUCACCCCAUCUUCCCGUCAAGGUGGUCAGCACAUCAAGCACACCAAGGGCAAGUGCAAUCAGAGAGGAUGGCAGGCGACCAACCCAAUCAGAACAGAGGCCUGCAAGAUGAGUGGACUUCAAGGCUCUUUGAGAAAAACCAAGGGUGACUCAUAGGAGGGAGAUGAAACCAAAACUUUCAGGUUGUCCCCUGUGACCAAACAGUCAGUCCAAAGUCAUCAGAAGGAAGAGGAAAACCUGAAACAGAGAGAGCUGGCCAGGGGCAGCCUGAAGACUCAUGCAAAUGAGACCCGCCCACCUCGGCCAGGAAACCGGGCCAGGAAAAGUCAGAGCACACGCUGCCAAGCUGCACUGAGGAAAGGAGAAGGCUCUGAGGGCACAGGACAUCUCCUGCCAGGCCUCCCGGCAUCUGGCCUGAGGAUGGCUGAGCAGCAGGGCCGGGAGCCCGAGUGCCCCGUCUGCUGGAACCCCUUCAACAACACAUUCCACACCCCGAAAGUGCUGGACUGCUGCCACUCCUUCUGCGUGGAAUGCCUGGCCCACCUCAGCCUGGUGACUCCAGCCCAGCGCCAGCUGCUGUGCCCACUCUGUCGCCAGCCCACUGUGCUGGCCUCCGGGCAGCCUGUCACUGACUUGCCCACCGAUACGGCCAUGCUCACCCUGCUCCGCCUGGAGCCCCACCACAUCAUCUUGGAAGGUCACCAGCUCUGUCUCAAGGACCAGCCCAAGAGUCGCUACUUCCUGCGCCAGCCCCGGGUCUACACGCUGGACCUAGGUCCCCAGCUCGGGAGCCAGACUGAGGCCCCGCAGGCCACGGCCCCUACCACCACGCCCCUGCCCGUCCCCCUCUCCAGCCACUACUCUCUGAGGGAGUGUCUCCACAACCCCCAGUUCCGCAUCUUUGCCUACCUGAUGGCUGUCAUCCUCAGCGUCACUCUGUUGCUCAUCUUCUCCAUCUUUUGGACCAAGCAGUUCCUUUGGAGUGUGGGGUGAGCAUCCGUUCCUGACAAGGAACCAAGCCUCUCCCAGUGGCUGCUGGUUACGGGGACAGCAGAGCCGCGUGUGUGGGUGUCUUCCCGUGUAGUGUUGUUUAUUUGUACAAUCCACGGACCAGUUAGACCAUGUGCUUGCUUCUGGGAACAGCGUCCUACUAUGUGAGCACCUCUGAAAGCUGAAGGGCUGGGGAAGGGUGUGAGACCACCCCCGGGUGGGAGCCAUGGGGGUCUGUGGGAGGGGGACAACUGCUGUCCCUAGAAACCUUUCCAGCCCAGAGAGCAAGCUGCACGUCUCACUGGAGCUGCUUUGAACUUGUUCACUUUUUUUUUUUUUUUUUAAACUGAGUUGUUGUUCUUGUUGGGUUGCUAAAAAAUUGGGAAAAUGAACUUCAAUUCUGUGAGAAAAUGUGUCUCCUCCUGGCAGUUUUCUCUUUAUCUUGCCACCAGUCCCAGUAAAAAUGGUCUGUAUUUACUCAUUUAUUCAUCUACUCAACAGGACUAGGGCAAGAGAAGGGUGGGACUAUGGGGGGUGUGCCGGAGAGCCCUACCAGCAGGGAGGGUGUGCUCACUCAGGUGCUUCUGGUGCAACCUCGUGGGUAUGAGGUUUAUGGAGUGUUAGGAGUCUGAAAGUUUAAAGGUGGAAAGCAGGCAGGGUCAGUGGAUCAAAGGAAAUCUGGGAUUUGGA